AUGGAGUGCUCCUCCACUUCUUGGGUUUUCAAAUUUUUCUUUUUCUUACUCAUUAUCCCUCUUGGUUCUUCUUCUUCUUCUUUGUUGCAAUCUUUGACGAUCAAUUCUACAGCAAUGCACCGAAAUCACACUGUGAUAUCGGAGUUUCGGAUACUGAAUAGAAAAGUCUUUUCCGACUGUCCAAAUCUGAACCCUUUUCUUCACAUUAGUGUCAGUCCCCAUUCCAACAUUUCAGACGAAGAAUACGUCGAUGUUACCGUUAGUGGGGUUUUGUUUCCUUCCAAGCUUGAUUGGGUUGCCAUGGUUUCACCAGCUCAUUCUGAUGUUUCGAGUUGUUUAUUGAACUUCGGUCUUUAUGCUGAGACCGGUGAUCUUACCAAACUUCCUUUGCUCUGCCAUUAUCCUGUUAAGGCAAUGUAUAUGAGUAAUGAUCCAGGCUAUCUGAGUUGCAUGAAGAAGCAUCGGAAGAAAAAUAGGAAGGGUAAAGGUGCAAUAGCGACCACUUGUAGAGGCACGUUAACAUUUCAUGUCAUUAACAUCAGAACUGACAUCGAAUUCGUUCUCUUUGGCGGCGGAUUUGAGGCGCCCUGCUUUUUCGCAAGGUCACGCCGCAUCAAUUUUGCCAAUCCGAACAAGCCUUUAUAUGGACAUAUCUCUAGUAUAGAUUCAACUGGAACCUCGAUGAGAUUAACAUGGGUUAGUGGAGAUAUGGAGCCUCAACAAGUACAAUAUGGAGAUAGAAAAACACUGACAUCUGAAGUUACCACAUUUACACAAGAUAAUAUGUGUAAUUCAACUAAUUUACCAAGUCCAGCGAAGGAUUUUGGGUGGCAUGACCCAGGAUACAUUCAUUCUGCAGUAAUGACAGGACUUAAACCUUCAAGCAACUUCUCCUACAAAUAUGGAAGUGACUUAGCUGGUUGGAGUGAACAAAUCCAAUUUCGAACUCCGCCUGCUGGAGGAUCAGAUGAGCUAAAGUUCUUAGCAUUUGGUGAUAUGGGAAAGGCUCCUCGUGAUGCUUCUGCCGAACACUACAUUCAGCCAGGGUCCCUCUCAGUGAUUGAAGCCAUUGCUGAUGAAGUAGAUUCCAACAAGAUAGAUUCAAUCUUCCACAUUGGAGAUAUAAGCUAUGCCACUGGCUUUUUAGUUGAAUGGGAUUUUUUCCUUCACCAAAUAAGCCCGGUAGCAUCACGUGUUUCUUACAUGACUGCAAUUGGAAACCAUGAAAGGGAUUACAUAGAGUCAGGAUCAGUAUAUAUAACUCCUGAUUCUGGAGGAGAAUGUGGAGUUCCUUAUGAAACUUACUUUCCCAUGCCAACCUCAGCAAAGGAUAAGCCAUGGUAUUCCAUAGAACAAGGAAGUGUCCACUUCACAGUGAUUUCGACUGAGCAUGAUUGGUCACAAAAAUCUAAGCAGUAUGAGUGGAUGAAAAAUGACAUGGCUUCUAUCGAUCGAUCAAAAACUCCUUGGUUAGUUUUCACGGGGCAUAGACCCAUGUAUUCUUCCUCAAAAGGAUUGUUCAGCGUGGAUGCAAGAUUUGCUGAGGAAGUAGAACCAUUACUCUUGGAAAGCAAAGUUGAUCUGGUUCUCUUUGGCCAUGUUCAUAAUUAUGAGAGGUUCUGCUCGGUUUAUCGAAAAGAAUGCAAGGCCUUGCCUAGAAAAGAUAGACAUGGGAUAGAUGUAUAUGAUCAAAGAAAUUAUAGUGCCCCAGUGCAUGCAGUUAUUGGUAUGGCUGGCUUUUCCUUGGACAAGUUCCCAAAUCAUGUGCAAAGCUGGAGUCUAUCAAGGAUUUCUCAGUUUGGUUAUCUGAAAGGGCAUGCAACAAAGAAAAGAUUCAAGUUAGAGUUUGUAAAUUCAAGUACAAAGAAAGUUGAAGACAGCUUCCGCAUCAUUAAAUCUUAAGGUUCCUCAUGAAAGCUUCUUGUCAGAGAGAGAGAGAGAGAGAGAGAAAAAGAGAGAGGGAGUACAUGCCCCCUUCUGCAAAGUAUCAUUGAAGGAUUUCAUUUGUACAAUUACUUCUUUUCAAUGAAUUGAAAUGAGUAAGCAGUACCUCAACUCUUUGAUUACAUUGUGAGAUUCAAUAGAAGGGCUACUUC
This is a messenger RNA of Alnus glutinosa, 2096 nucleotides long. Its product is annotated as probable inactive purple acid phosphatase 27. Bases 1 to 1902 code for a protein of 633 amino acids. The record is from RefSeq and is a predicted model, not a curated record. Lineage: Eukaryota; Viridiplantae; Streptophyta; Magnoliopsida; Fagales; Betulaceae. The transcript has 13 exons. Gene Ontology annotation, molecular function: acid phosphatase activity; metal ion binding.